GAGCCGGGGCCGGCGCCGUCUCGUAAAAAAAACAAAACAAUCAAAAGAAAAACAGAAAGUGUUGUUUAAGGAUCACAGGGAGUAAGGACGAAAAAUGUUCAGCUGAAAGUAGUAUACUGAGAGAUAUUACAGAUGUGCCAUUUGGGUUCAGAGUGCUGUUCCUUGAGAGGCUGUUCAGUUCUGACGACAACAUGGAUGCGGGUGGAAAAAGCUUGGCAUCUUUCUACAGAGCCAAAAAGAGGAAAUUUGUCAGUGAUGUUGAAUGUUCAUGCCCUUAUCAUAACAACACAGCUCAUUGCUAUUGCAAGCACCACAGUGCACAUCCUUGUCAUUGCAAAUACCAUUCAUCUGCUGAUGCAGCUGUCAAUCUAGCUUGCGACUGCAAAUACCAUGCUGAAGUAGAUGUUUCUUCAAGUCCCAGGGGUAUCAGUAAUGUAUCAGAUGAUGAAGACAUCUUUAAUUGUUCCGAUACUGUUGUUUGUAAUUUGGACAAGAAUAAUGAGACUGGUUCUGAGGGAAGUGAUAUGGAAUCACAUGAGAAUCACAGCUCAGAUGUGUCUCAUGAAAGUGAUUACUGCAGUCAGACUGGCCACUUGGUAAACCAUCAUGCACAUGGAAAUGAAACUAAUAACAGCACAGAAAGUCUACAUUCAAAUGACGACUUCAAUCAGAUUAUUGUAUCAGAUGAUGAAGACAUCUUGAAUUGUUCCGAUACUGUUGUUUGUGAUUUGGACAAGAGUAAUGAGACUGGUUCUGAGGGAAGUGAUAUGGAAUCACAUGAAUAUGAAAAGAAUCACAGCUCAGAUGUGUCUCAUAAAAGUGAUUACUGCAGUCAGACUGGCCACUUGGUAAACCAUCAUGCACAUGGAAAUAAAACCAAUAACAGCACAGAAAGUCUACAUUCAAAUGACGACUGCAAUCAGAUUAUUGUAUCGGACGAUGAAGAUAUCUUGAAUUGUUCUGACACUGUUGUUUGUAAUUUGGACGAGAAUAAUGAGAAUCGUGCCGAUGAAGAUGAUGUGGAUGAAUUUAUUUCACCAAGAGAAUCUAGUGAGGAAGAGAGUGAUGAUGGAGACAGUGAUGAUCCAGACGAACCAGACGAUCCUGACGAUCCUGACCCAGACAGAGAUCCUCCUGCUGACAACCUCGGAUUAGGCAAUGGAGAUGUUGUGGAAGCUGACAACAGACCUUUCUUCUCAUUUGAAAACCCAAGAUUAAACCGUGUUUUGCAAUUGGGAUUUGACUGCACUGUCCGUGAAGCUGUUGCCAUGAUAGCAGCUCUUGCUGUCCGUUACAACAUGGAAUACGAUUUGCUGGUCAAAAUGUUUCGGGUGUCUAAUAUAAUGCUAGGAGAAGCACAACUUCCAUCAACAAAAGACCAGCUUUGGAGCAUUCUCAACAGACAAUCAUCAGUAUCGAGGAGACAUGCCUACUGCAGUGUAUGCAACAGGGAAUUAGGAUUGUAUGAUACUCUAGAAAGAAUAGUUGCAUGCCAGUGUGGCAGCAUUAAACCAAGAAAGAAGAUUAAAUACUUCAUUACGCUCAGUCUGACACAACAACUUAAAAGGUGUCUUGAACUCCCUGGAAUGUGGGAGAAACUGCAAUAUCGCGAAGAAAGAAGAAUAAUUAAUGAAGGCGCUUGGGAAGAUAUUUGUGAUGGUGAUAGAUACAUUCAGCUAAGCAUGAGGGAUGGAGGAUUGCAGGAACCUUAUGAUUUUACCUACAACUUCAACUUGGACGGAUUUAAAAUGACUAAAUCAUCAAACAGGGAAGGGACUCCUAUUUUUAUUAGACUCAAUGAAGCUCACCCCAACUAUAGACAACAGUUUGUAUUUCUCGCUGGUCUUUGGGUCGACGAUAGUCCUCCCAUUCUCCAUUUAUUUCUAAAUAGGUUUAUUGGGGAAUGUAACGUAUUGUCCACUGUUGGUGUUGCUUGGAAUCAACCAGGAGGUCAGAAUGUUGUAAGCAAGUUCUUCCCAGCUGCUUGUUGUGUAGAUGCUGUUGAGCGAGCAAAGCUCAUGUGCCACUCACCUCACUCAGGACCUUUUGCAUGCCCCUUUUGCAACCAGGAAGGUGUUCAUAUCAACGCCAGAAAAUUCCCAUUGCCUGGCACAGAAUUUGACAUCAUGAGGAGACGUCAAAAUCAGGAUUAUGCUGUCCAUGUUGUUGUCCCUCAGGCUGAACUCCGAACUGAUGCAACAACUAGGCGUGCUAUGGAGCAAGUUGAAAAUGCCCAGCAAGUGGGACAAGAACUCAAUAUAGAAGGUGUGGUAGGUUCAUCAGAACUGAAAAAUCUCACAUUUUUUGAUUUGGUGGACAGUCUAUCAAGUGAUGAUCUCCACCCAAUUUACUUAGGAUGUGCAGCUUUUCAUAUGAAGCUAAUACUAAGAAGACUAAAUCCACAUGAAAUAAAUGCUAUCAGUGGAAGAUUAAGAGCCAUCAAGUGCCCCACCAACAUUUCUAGGAAGCCGAGGAACAUUGGAAAAAAGAAGAGUUUAAAGGGUUCAGAGUGGGAGCAUAUUCUACUAUACUUCGGAGUUCCUUGCAUGCAAGGAAUUGUACAGCCUGAGAAAAUAACUCUUUUUGGUCUUUUGUCCUCAGCUAUUUACAUUCUCUCAAGAGACUCAAUUACCGAGCAGAACUUCCAAACUGCUGACAGGCUUAUACGCCUUUAUAUGAUCCGCUUCCAGAAUACCUAUGGGCCCAUCAAUAUGCGUUUUAAUAUCCACAUGCUUUCUCACUUAGUAAAAGUUUGCAGGAGUUGGGGUCCAUUGUUUGUGCACAGCACCGCUCCAUUUGAAUCUUACAACUGCAUUUUGGGGAAAAAGGUCACAUCUCCAAAGGCUGCUGCAGACCAAAUAGUACAGAGAUACUUUUUGAAAUCUCUCAUAGCUGAAGUUCCUGGAUCACCAGACAUCAGCCCAGUUGUGAAGGAAGAGGUAGCUUUUAUAAUGCAGAAAGAUGUAAGCAGACCCACAGUGGUGGUUGGGAGCAGCAAACUGUACGGACGUGUAACAGCAAGAGAGACUACUGUGGAAGAAAGGCAAGCAUUAAUGGACGAAGGGUUAGAUGCUAUCCAGCUUCAAGAAUUUGUUAAAAUGAAGUACAAUUUCUUUGAGUUUCGAUCAAUUAAUUACAAUCCAAAUGAAGACAUCCGUUCCGACAAUAGCUUAAUUUACACAUUUCAAAAUUUUUUUGGUCGUAUUUUAUCCAUUGUCAGUAUAGGAGAAGGCGACAAUAAAAUUGUUGGACUCUUUGUGGAACGGUAUAAUGUUGGAGAACGUCUGUCUGGAGUUCACCACAUUGUGCAGCUCCUUGACAGGGCUGACAUUCACUUCAUCAGACCUCACGAUGUAAGGAAUUUGGCAAUUAAAGUAAUUAUUGGUAAUGUUAGCUUUAUCAUGGCUAUGGCAAAUAACUCUGAAAUAGAUUGAGUGUCACUUUGCAAGUUCUGUUGAAUUCUUCAUAUGUUGCUGUUGUCAUCUAUGCAAUAAUUUAUCUGUUUUGUUUAUAGUCUGAAAUUUAGUCUGAAAUUUAGGUAUCAUUUGAGGAAGUGUGCUUUUAAGUUCCCUUUCCACUUCCUGACACAGUAUGUGCUGUGCAACUUAAUUCCUGAAUGUUAAUUUGAAGUGUAAUUGUCAGCAGAUUAGUAUACACUUUCUUUUUAUCAGAGAUUAUUGUUGUGAUGACGUUUCUUUAUUGGUAUAUUCAUUUGUUGUUUAAACUUAGUUCAAAAGUGUUCUGUGAUAUAACUAGAUAUUGAUCUAUUUGAGAAAACUACUAACGCCUGACUGAUUUGAUUAUUUUUAAAUGAAGGAGUUACUUUGGAUGUACAAACAUUAGUUUAUUAAAACAUCAGCUUGAAAACUCCCAACAAAAUUCUUUAUUGCUUCUUCUUGUCUUUUUGUUGGUCACCUCACAUUCAUACAUGUUGAAAGUUCUUAAACACUAAGAGACCAAAAGAUAAUUUACACUGCUCUGCUAACACCAGCUGCCACGAACUGUGGGGUGCAUAUGUUCAGGGGUUUUGUAUGACAAUGUACCUACCUACCUGGCAGCUUUCCUAAAGGGCUGAAUUAGGGGAUGAUUUAGGCCAAGCACCCCCCCCCCCCUUAAAAGCGCGCCUGGCGUGGUAGGUAAUACUAGCUACUACCUCAUGUGUACUACAUCAAAUCUGUAGUACGUCAGAAAUUGUGACAUCAGCAAAGUGAAAGUUGUUCUUAAUGAAUGUUUAAAAGUGGUAGGGGAAAAUAAU
Molecule: messenger RNA, 4255 nt
Organism: Frankliniella occidentalis (western flower thrips)
Lineage: Eukaryota; Metazoa; Arthropoda; Insecta; Thysanoptera; Thripidae
Exons: 8
Coding region: 192-3434 (1080 amino acids)
Source: RefSeq, a predicted model, not a curated record